CGUGCACUCGAUGAGGCAACCAAAUACGCUCUCGAACGCAAAACGUUCGGUGUGCCCAUUGCACAGCACCAAGGUGUAGCGUUUAUAUUAGCCGAUAUGGCAAUGAACCUGGAAUUGUCACGUUUGGUAACGUAUCGCUCUGCAGUCGAUGUUGACAACAAUCAACGUUCUUCUUAUUUUGCUUCGAUUGCCAAGUGUUUCGCAUCGGAUACUGCUAAUGCAGCCGCUUCAAACGCUGUACAGAUACUCGGAGGUUUGUUUGAUUUCGGUGAAGCGCUUAAAUAUUUCUACUCUCUAACACUCACUGAUAUACGCAAUCAGUAG
This is a messenger RNA of Anisakis simplex (herring worm), 324 nucleotides long. Lineage: Eukaryota; Metazoa; Nematoda; Chromadorea; Rhabditida; Anisakidae. The record is from the annotation of a GenBank genome assembly.